This is a messenger RNA of Cadophora gregata, 1870 nucleotides long. It is a transcript of the gene ALO1, whose product is annotated as D-arabinono-1,4-lactone oxidase. The record is from RefSeq and is a predicted model, not a curated record. Bases 71 to 1708 code for a protein of 545 amino acids. Gene Ontology annotation, molecular function: FAD binding; D-arabinono-1,4-lactone oxidase activity. Gene Ontology annotation, cellular component: mitochondrion; membrane. NCBI's taxonomy places the organism in Eukaryota, Fungi, Ascomycota, Leotiomycetes, Helotiales, Ploettnerulaceae. The transcript has 2 exons.
CCUCCAACAAUCACUUUUUCCAUUCUCGGUGUCUCUAGUAUCCAGAGCUCCAGGUUGAGCUGUCUCUCUAAUGGACCCCGCCAUCACUGCUGCGCUUCAAGAAUGCAGAGAUGAUAUCCCGUUCCGCGCGACCAGGAAUCAUACCCAGUCAACAUGGGCGCGCACCUUCCACUCCUCCCCCGAACUCUAUAUCCAACCUCAAUCCAUCGAGGAAGUCGAGAAAGUCGUCAGUCUAGCAAGGCGAUGCAGGCGCAGGAUCACAACGGUUGGAUGUGGGCACUCGCCCUCUGACAUAACCUGCACGUCUUCCUGGCUCGUGAACCUCGACAAAUUCAACAAGAUCCUGAGCGUGGAUAAGGAGAGCUGUGUGGUAGUGAUGCAGAGCGGGAUACGUCUGUUCAAGGUCGGGGAGGAGCUGGACAAGGUUGGUUUGGCCAUGCCGAAUCUGGGAAGUAUAAAUGACCAGAGUAUUGCUGGUGCAAUAUCGACGGGCACGCAUGGGAGUACGCUGCGUCAUGGGAUAUUGUCGCAAUCAAUUCUGGCUUUGAAGAUUACACUUGCGAAUGGCCAGACGGAGACUUGCUCGCCAACUCAAAACCCAGACCUGUUUCGCGCAGCACUCAUUUCGCUGGGCGCUUUGGGGAUCAUCGUUGAGAUAACAUUCCAAGCGGUACCGGCGUUUACUCUAGCAUGGAAACAGGUUGUGGAUACGGAUUUGAAGAUGUUCAAUUCAUGGGAGAGGGAAUUAUGGACUCAGACCGAGUUCGUACGAGUCUGGUGGUUUCCGUAUACAAGACGAGCCGUAGUCUGGACAGCAGAAAAGACAGACGAAGCUCCAAAACCACCACCGAAGAGUUACUACGACGCCUGGCUCGGCUAUCACGUCUAUCACAACCUUCUCUAUCUCGCGCAGUACGUACCACGAGUACUACCCUGGAUAGAAUGGUUCGUCUUCGGCAUGCAAUACGGCUUCCCCAACGGCUCAAGCACAUCCGCCAUCCAACCCUCCCGACAAGCCCUCCUCAUGAACUGUCUGUACAGCCAAUUCGUCAACGAAUGGGCCCUCCCCCUCCACAAAGGGCCCGAAGCCCUCCGCCGCCUCAGCUCCUGGCUCAACCACCUCCACCCCUCCGACCCAGACUACGUCCCCCACGGGAUCCCCUACUCCGCCGAGGGCCUCUACGUGCACGCCCCCAUCGAAGUGCGCGUCACCGAGACGUCGACCUCCACCACCCCCCGCCCACACCUCGACCCGACCUGUACGGAGGAAGCAACGCUCUAUCUAAACGCCACGCUGUACCGCCCGCGCAACUCGGACCCGCCGUGCCAUUACCGCUACUACCAGGGCUUUGAGUACCUGAUGCGCGAGCUAGGCGGGAAGCCGCACUGGGCGAAGAACUUCGAGUGUACGGGGCAGGACAUCGAGGAGAUGUACGGGGAGAAACUGCUCGAGUGGAGGCGGAUCCGCGAGGGUGCUGAUCCCGAGGGGAUGUUUGUUGGGGAGUGGCAUAGGCGGCUUAUUCUAGGGGAUGGGCCGAGAUUGGCGCUGGAGGAGUGUGAGGUGGGGAGGACGAAGUUGAGGAGGGGAGGCGUGCUGAUUACGGGCGAGGUGUGGGAUGAUGAGUGUGAGAAGGGGGGGUUGAGUGGGAAUAGUAGUGAGGAGAGUUUUGAUCAUUUGAGAGAGAGUGACGUGACGAUUACUGCAUGAUUGGAUAAGUAUGAAGUAUAUAGGUUAUGGGACGGUUGGCAAAGCUCAAGAGCUGGAUUGAUGACUAGAUUUCGUGCAUCUUAGUGGAUCAUAGAAUCACUGCUCUGUGAAAGUAUCUAGAAGACGAGAAAUGUAGAAAGAAGAGGUGCGAUUGUAUAUUCC